CCCCGGCGGAGAAUGAACCGGAGGCAGUGGUGGGCUCCCGGCGGAGCGGCCGGGCAGGCAGUAUGCUGCGCUGGUUCAUCACCGUCCUCCUGUGUGCCGCCUUCCUGGGGCUGGGAAUGAGUGUUGCUAUACUGGGACCCACGUUUCAAGACUUGGCAACGAAUGUGAACCGCAACAUCAGCAGUCUUUCUCUGAUUUUUGUGGGCCGUGCCUUUGGAUACCUGGGUGGCUCUGUGAUUGGUGGAGUUCUUUUCGACAGCAUGAAUCAUUUUCUCCUUUUGGGGGUGUCAAUGUUCGCUACCACAGUUGGUCUUUAUCUUGUUCCAUUUUGUAAGACCGCAGUGUUACUUAUCGUCAUGAUGUCCACCUUUGGUGUUUCCAUUGGCAUUCUGGAUACAGGUGGUAACGUCCUAAUCUUGGCUCUUUGGGGGGACAGAGGAGCCCCACACAUGCAGGCCUUACACUUCAGUUUUGCCCUCGGUGCCUUUUUGGCUCCAUUGCUGGCUAAAUUGGCAUUGGGCACGACGGUGUCUGCUGAAAACCACACAGAGGCUGACUUUAACCAAUCUGCCUUCAACCAGUCAUAUGAAGCUGACUCAGAAUCUCUAUUUGGAAUACCUGACGAUAUGAAUUUACUGUGGGCUUACGCUGUCAUCGGUGCUUAUAUUUUCGUAGUUGCUGUCUUUUUCUUUGCUCUGUUUUUAAAGAAAAGCUCAAAGCAGGAAAAAGCAAGAGCAUCUGCUCAGAGGUUUCGAAGAGCCGAAUAUCACAACGCCCUUCUCUGCCUCCUUUUCCUGUUCUUCUUCUUUUAUGUGGGAGCUGAGGUAACAUACGGCUCUUACGUUUUCUCAUUCGCAACCACCCAUGCCGGCAUGAAGGAAAGCGAAGCGGCCGGGUUGAACUCCAUCUUCUGGGGGACCUUUGCAGCCUGCAGGGGCAUGGCGAUCUUUUUUGCUACAUGUUUACAACCUGGAACCAUGAUUGUGUUGAGCAACAUUGGCAGCCUGACUUCAUCUUUAUUUCUGGUGCUUUUCAACAAGAGCCCAGUUUGUCUGUGGAUAGCAACUUCAGUGUAUGGGGCCUCAAUGGCGACCACAUUCCCCAGUGGAGUGUCUUGGAUUGAGCAGUACACGACCAUCCAUGGGAAAGCUGCAGCAUUUUUUGUAGUCGGUGCCGCCCUGGGAGAAAUGGCUAUUCCUGCAGUAAUUGGAAUUAUUCAAGGCAAAUACCCUGAUUUGCCUGUAGUUUUGUACACCUCUUUGGGGUCAUCAAUAGCCACUGCUAUUUUAUUUCCUGUGCUGUACAAAUUAGCCACCUUGCCGCUUGAUCGUCAGCGAAGAGAACACAGGAAAAGUGAGGACCAGAAAGCUCUGCUUUCUAGCUCUGGGCUCAAUGACUAUGAGGAAGAGAAUGAAGAAGAUGAUGCAGAAAAAUGGAAUGAAAUGGACUUUGAAGUGAUUGAAAUGAAUGAUACAAUGAGGAAUUCUGUAAUAGAGACAUCUAGAGAUAUUUUGAUGGAGCCUACAGCUGAAGUCCCCAACCAUUCCUACUCAAAUGUGUUAAUGUUUGAAUCCUCUCCAGUUAAUACUGGCAACUCCUCUGUGAAUUACUUGCAAGAAACCAGGACAAAAGGGACUAAUGCUUUGAGAGGAUGGAUUAUUUACUGACUCCUCAAAUAAUCACCAGUUCUAAAGAGGCCAGUCAGAGCAAAGCAUAACAUAUUUGCAACAAGCUUUGAGGAUCAAAAUUUCUAGGUCCGAGUAUAGCAAAUGCUAAAAAGUUUUGAGAUGUUCUAUAAUCCCCAGAGCCUUCCAUAGAGAACCAGUGAUCUCAUACAGCAGGAUCCUGUUGUGAGGCUAGUGUUUGGUGGCAUGUGGCUGAUUAGGUAAUAUUUUAUGGCCUUCACCCCUCCUCAGAGCAUGCAGAGAGGGCAUUUGUUUUUGAGAAGUUGGGUGUGCCAUUCGGAUAAAGCAAAACUGUUUAGUAACGUGAAUCGGUUAGCCAAACAAAUUAUCCAUCAUCAGUAUUCUGCCAGGGAAGUUGAGAAUCGUUUCAUAAAAAGACAUCUUUGAAAAUGGACAGAGUUUUCUAUUAAUUGUUUUACUCUGUAGUGUUGGAUCAAAAAAUGGUAAUUACUGAUGUUUUCAGAUUUUUAUGAAGAGAGCACAGAACAGGUCCUAGAGACCUGGCUUCAAACCUCCACUCUGCUUCCUUGUCUGGCCCUGCACUCAGUCAUCUGACUUAGGUAGGCCUUGUUUAUCUCAUCUCCUGGUCUGGGUCUCUAAUGAAAGUGAGAUGACUUUCAACUGGGAAUCCCUCAUUUUUACAGUUUGUGCAAGAUGUCUGUCAGAGAUGAAUAUAAGUGCCAUUCCAUUCGUCAUUUCAAAUGAGAAGUGAAGAAAAAUGAAUAGCUUUAAGAAUGUGCUACUGACUAUGAAUAAUGUCAAUUUAAGAGACUCAGUAUUUAAUACUUAAUUUGAAUAAUUCUGAGGAAUACAUUUUUAGUAUUGUAUGUCAUUGA
Molecule: messenger RNA, 2521 nt
Organism: Odocoileus virginianus texanus
Lineage: Eukaryota; Metazoa; Chordata; Mammalia; Artiodactyla; Cervidae
Gene: SLC60A2
Product: major facilitator superfamily domain containing 4B
Biological process (GO): transmembrane transport
Source: RefSeq, a predicted model, not a curated record